CGAUUCCGCGCGAACGAAGGGAAUGACAGACGGAUCUAGGUAAGAACGAAGAAAGGUGCGUUCAGUUUCGGUGAAUUAAGGGUGGAUUUAUUGCGGAAAAAUUUGGAGAGAUCGUGGAGAAAGAGCGGUGGAUACACCCAGAAUUGAAUCUCGCAAAUAAUGGCGAGCCACGAUGAGUUGGUCUCGCAAUUCGCGGACGUAACUGGCGUCGAAACCGAGAGAGCGCUAUUUUACCUCGAGUCAUCCGCCUGGCAGCUCGAGGUUGCCCUUGCUAGUUUCUACGAGAAUGACGAAUUACCUGGAUUAGCGACUGAUAAUAUUGAUGAUAUGCAACAAGAGAGAGAAUUGCAAAAUAGAACAGACACAAUGUCAAACAAAAAUGUAAAAUCUGAUUCAACGGAAUCAAAGGGCGCUAAACCAAAAUCUAGAUUUGGAACAUUAAACGAUCUUCAAAACAAAGAUAGUAGUUCUGAGGAGGAGGAGGGACAAGCAUUUUAUGCUGGAGGUUCUGAACACAGUGGACAGCAAGUUUUAGGACCAGGAAAGAAAAAGAAAGAUAUUAUUAGCGACAUGUUCAAAUCCUGUCAGGAACAGUCGAUUGCUGCAGAUCCCCCAAAAAUGGGAGGUCAACAAAGGCCAAAUACAUUUAGUGGCACAGGAUAUAAAUUAGGUCAAACUAGUUCCGAUAGCGAAGUGGUAAUGGGAGCAAGCGCAAAUCAACAAUCUUCAAACGGUCUUAUUACAUUGAAAUUAUGGAAGGAUGGAUUUACAAUAAAUGAUAGCGAGAUUCGAUCGUAUGAUGAACCUGAUAACAAAGAAUUUCUAGCUGCCAUUAAACGAGGUGAAAUCCCGGCGGAGAUUCGCCAACAAGUGCAAGGAGCGGAAAUACGACUCGAUAUGGAAGAUCAUCGUCAUGAGGUCUAUGUUCCAUCAAAAUCUAAGGUGAAAGCUUUCUCUGGAAAGGGACACAUGUUAGGAAGUCCAUCACCAGCUACUGUAGGUAUGACAGUUCCGACAGAUCCUGCUGAUCAAGCUGCUAAUGAAGCGCAAGCGAGAAAAGAAUUGAAUUUAGAUACUUCAAAGCCAACGACAACGUUACAAAUUCGUCUUGCGGACGGCAGUACUGUGAAGGCUCAAUUUAAUUUGUCGCAUACAGUUGCCGAUCUUAGACGAUAUAUAAUAACGAUGAGACCUCAAUAUGCUCUAAGGGAUUUUGGCUUAUUAACCAUUUAUCCAACGAAAGAGCUUGCAGAGGAUAAAACAAUUGAAGAGGCUGGUUUGCAAAAUUCGGCUAUAAUGCAACGACUGAAGUAAAUCUUUUUUAAAUUUCCAGAUUGAAAGAUGUAUAACACAAUUAGAUAUAUACCAAAUAUAUGUUAAAUUGCUUAAAAAUAAAUUUAUAUGAAUUUUUAUUAGAAAUAUAGUACCUCUUUUUCGCUAUA
Cataglyphis hispanica is the source of this 1442-nucleotide messenger RNA. Its product is annotated as NSFL1 cofactor p47-like. Gene Ontology annotation, molecular function: ubiquitin binding. Gene Ontology annotation, cellular component: nucleus; cytosol. The transcript has 5 exons. The coding region runs from base 160 to 1314 and encodes 384 amino acids. The record is from RefSeq and is a predicted model, not a curated record. Gene Ontology annotation, biological process: membrane fusion; proteasome-mediated ubiquitin-dependent protein catabolic process; nuclear membrane reassembly. Lineage: Eukaryota; Metazoa; Arthropoda; Insecta; Hymenoptera; Formicidae.